This is a messenger RNA of Diaporthe amygdali, 1968 nucleotides long. RefSeq lists its product as uncharacterized. The record is from RefSeq and is a predicted model, not a curated record. The coding region runs from base 1 to 1968 and encodes 655 amino acids. Gene Ontology annotation, molecular function: RNA binding; metal ion binding. NCBI's taxonomy places the organism in Eukaryota, Fungi, Ascomycota, Sordariomycetes, Diaporthales, Diaporthaceae. Gene Ontology annotation, biological process: box C/D snoRNP assembly. The transcript has 2 exons. Gene Ontology annotation, cellular component: nucleus.
AUGGCCUACAACUACGGUCCUCCUCCGCCUGCUCCGCCGCCUGCUCCUCCAGCAGCUGGUGGCUAUCCACAAUAUCCCCCAUAUCAAACCCAAGGUGGUCGUGGUGGUCAUUCAGGAAGAGGAGGCAGAGGAAAUCACCACCAGGCAGGUGGCAGACCCGAAUACCAGGCUCCUAGUCCCUACGGAUACAACCCGCAACAGCCACCCCAACAUCAACCACAGCCAUACGGUCCUCAGCACCCAGGACAGCACCCGGGACAACACCCAGGACAGUACCCUGCUCAGCAUCCCCAACCAGGUCCUGGUGGUUAUCCACAGCCUCCGCAACAGCCCCCACAGCAGUGGCCCGAUCAGGGGCACCAGCAUCAUGCCCCAGGCCCUAAUGCAUUACAACCGCAAAAUUACCAUCCCAACUAUGCUCAGCACAUCUACCACCAACAGCAGCAGCAGCAGCAGCAGCAGGCAUACGGCCAGCCACAGCAGCCACAGCAGCAACCGCCUUAUGGUGCCCCUCCACCACAACCCUAUGGCCAGCCGUAUAGCGCCCCGCAACCACCAAGUGGUCCUCCUCAGCAGUGGGGUGCUCCAGCUCCCACGCCCUCGCACUCUCCCCCGAAUCAACCCCAUCAGCAGCAAUACGGAGGUGGACGAGGCCGUGGAGGACAUCACAACUCGUCCAAGGCCCAGCCCAUGGGGCCACCGAUCAGAAUGGGCUUUGACAACGGGCCUCCUCGGGAUCCCAAUGCUCCAGUGAGCACUGGAUAUCCGCCACAACCGUAUGGGCCUCCUCAGGGACCAAGCCCGUACCCUCCUGCGCCUUAUCAAGGCUAUCCUCCCCCACCUGCUGCACCCCCUGUUGCUGGUCCUCCGCACCAGCAUGGCGGCGGAUUUCAACAGAAUGGACGCCAUCAUGGUCGAGGAGGAUUCAAUAAUAACAGCAACAACUUCAGACAGCGCUCUGGAUUCAAUGACAACAAGGGUCGUCAUCACCACCACAACAAUAACAACAAGAAGUCAGGUGGCCCUCCUUCAACUCCACAGACGCACCAUCAGAAGCCUGAUGCCGCUUCGGCUGGGAAAAAGAAGAAGCGUAAGACCAAUACUCUUGGUCUCACGCCUGGUGAUGAGUCUGAGGACGAUCUUGACGAAGAAGCCAAGCUGAGCGAGCUAAUUGGUAGCGAGGUCCCCGAACUUUCAGAUAUUGCUGCGUGGAUCAACGAACGCAAGCGCAACUUUCCUACACAGAACCGGGUCAAGGCCAAGUUGGCCACAGUUAGCGCGAGCAAGAACGGAGAUGCCAAGGACGAGCGUGCUUUAGCUCUCGAGAGAGACCAGGCCAGGGCCGAUAAGCUCCGUCGAGAGCUGGAGAGAGUCGAAUCCAGCUUGAAGCGGAAGCGUGAGCAGCAAGAUGCUGGCGACGACAUGCGCGGAGUUGCUGCUAGCACCUCCAAGUCACCCUCGAUCAAAUCAGAGGACGACAAACCCGAGGUGGCAACUACCAAGCAGGAUCCAAAUGCUAAUCUUCCUCCGCCUCCCAAGAAGGCUGACCCCACCAAACAUUGCAAGUACUAUUCAACAGGAGGCACAUGUGGCAAGAAGGGCAAGUGCCGCUUUGUCCAUGACCCAGCCGUGAGAGAAGCUGCGUUGAAAGAGCGGGAGAUGAAUGGAGGACGAAUGACGCUGCAGCAGCGUCUGACGCUCAAUGACAAGGAUCAAGAGGAUCUUACAAUCAUCAAGACCCUCGCCUACCUCAAGGAAAAGGGCUUGAUGGAGGCCAAGUCAGCCUCAAAUAGCACAGCCGCGGACGAUAAGACCCCGACCCCAAGCACCAAAUCCUCGUUACCUCCUCCUCCAGCCAAUGGCCUACCGCCUCAGCCACCACCGAGCGUUGUUUCCACGCCGGCAGUCCGUUACCAGGGUUGGAAUCUCAGCGGAUUUGGCAACACUGGCGUCAAGAGUGACCAUUAG